UUACACUUCUCAGCGGCAGAGCCGACAGCUGUGCAGCAACUUCUAAACGCCAAAACAGCGCAGAAAUGGGAAAAAUCUACCAGGUCGUGGUGCAUGGAUUCAGAGGGGAGAAGGUGACCAUUGACCUGUGCAACACGGAGGAGCAGAUGAAGAGCAUCACGGUGCUGCAGCUUAAAGACAAGAUAGCAGAGAAGGUUCCCGCGAACAAAGGGGUGGAGGCCAUUCGGCUGAUCUUCACCGACAAGGCCCUGGAUGACGACAAGAAGAAGCUGUCUGAAUAUGGAGUCCAGCACAUGUCUAUCAUCUUAAUGGUGUUGAAGGUUCCUGGAGGAAUGACAGCUUGACAGAGACCAUCUCCUUCUGCUGCUUCCACUGCCACUGCCGCCGCCGCUUCAUAUAUAUUUACUCUUGACAACAUUGUUUACAAGUUUUAAAUCAUUCCUGUGUUGCCUGUUUUAUUGCGAUGAUCACUUGUACGAAAUAAAAUCAAGUAUUUGUAAUGUCUCAA
This is a messenger RNA of Epinephelus lanceolatus (giant grouper), 508 nucleotides long. RefSeq lists its product as uncharacterized. Gene Ontology annotation, molecular function: protein binding. The record is from RefSeq and is a predicted model, not a curated record. Lineage: Eukaryota; Metazoa; Chordata; Actinopteri; Perciformes; Serranidae.